AAUCGUUGAUGAUGUGGAAUUUACAAAUUCAAUUGUUGCUUAAAAUUAAUACGGCGUUUAAAGAAGCACAGCACAAUGGACAUAACGCAGCACUUUAAGGCGAGUGUUAUGACGGUACGUUUGCAGCGUAAGACUGAAUUAGCGGCGGCAGCGAAAAACAAGGCACAGGACAAACACCAACAACAACGCUCAACGGCAGCCGCAAAACCCACCGCUGGCACCAACAACAGCAACGACUUUGCCAAGCGGGCAAAGGAUGUGUGCAACGACAUAACCACACUCCGGAAUGUGUUGAUAGAGAAUCGUACGGCUUAUAUGCGCAUUGGUCAACAUCUGAAGAGCGCCACCCAUAUGACGGAUGCUCAGCGGGACUUUAUAGAUCGAGGCACAGAGAAAUUCGUGACAUUAUGCACACAGCAUUUGGCCAAUAUGCGUCGGGAUUACAAGAGCGCCAAACGAAAGCCCCAGGAACGUCAGCAUAUAGAAGCAGUGAUCGAUAUGCUGAUCAGUUAUCUGCACAGCGUCGAACAGAUCUAUUUGGAUCAAAAGAAAUAUCGCGUACAACAUGAACUGGAGACAUACAGACUGCUUAAACUGGCGGCGGAUAAAAAGAAAAUUCCAGUGCGUCCGGCAGGUGCCACAAGUGGCAAGCAAAUCAAACGUCAGACCAGCAAUGACAGCGUUAAUAGCAACGAACAGAACACGUCUUUAGAGGAUGUAGAGGAGGGUGGUAAUGACUGGAACAACGACAGUUGGGCCGACUGGGAUGACGAGCAGGACAGCAGCUCCAAGACAGCCACAGAACAAAAGCUGCGUAAACGCAACCGGCGAGGUGAACCAAACAGCACAGAUUCCUCGGCGAAAGUGGCACUUGACGAGGACAUUCAGAAAACGGAGCUGCAGCAGGAGAAUGACGAGGAACCCCUGAGCGCCGAGGAUGUGCAGUUGUUUGAGGCCGAAAAUGUGCACAUUUACAACCUACUGCAAGGCGUCUCCGAGGAAGUCGAGCAGAUCGAAAAGAACGUCGUGGACAUAGCACAACUACAGGACAUAUUUACGGAGAAGGUGGCAAUGCAACAACAGAACAUUGACCGCAUUGUGAGCGCAGUAGUUGGCACCACGGAGAACGUCAAGGAUGCCAAUGAGCAGAUUCGUCAGGCAACGCAACGUAAUGCCGGAUUGCGUGUCUGGUCAUUGUUCUUUUUGUUAGUCAUGUCCUUCUCAUUGUUAUUUCUCGACUGGUACUACGAUUAAAUCUAAAUUGUUUUGUGUAACUUUAAGUGAAAACUCAUUACUGUUUGUUAUCGUACUAAAACAUAAUUUGUUUAUUAAACUUAUUCAUAUUAGGAAAUAAAAAAAAAUGGCUUAACAAUAUAAAACAACUGAAACUUAACAGCGAAUUUCUAAAUUCUAAAUCAAUUCAUGCUUGCUCUGUGUAUUCGAUGACAAGACUUAAUCCCAACAAAAUUGUCUAUUUAAAAAAAAAAGAUUUGUGCGUAAAAAGUAUUUGGAUUGUCGAAUCCGACAAAUAUCUUAUAAUCUAUGUAAGCUGACUGAUUUACAAUUGUUUUAUUCAAUAUAUAAUUAUUUAUAAUCGUUCAUUGCUUUAUGAUAUUCAAUUAAUGAAUAAAUUACAGCUAAACUUAAGUUUUCUAAGUAUUACAGCAGUACUUUUAAGUAAUUAUGUGUAUUUUUGAGUGUCUCAAUAGGUGAGUGCAGCUUAAAUCUUAAUUUGUGCAUUCAAUACAGUCGCAACAGUUUUCA
Molecule: messenger RNA, 1764 nt
Organism: Drosophila innubila
Lineage: Eukaryota; Metazoa; Arthropoda; Insecta; Diptera; Drosophilidae
Gene: Syx18
Product: syntaxin-18
Exons: 2
Coding region: 76-1254 (392 amino acids)
Biological process (GO): retrograde vesicle-mediated transport, Golgi to endoplasmic reticulum
Cellular component (GO): endoplasmic reticulum; SNARE complex
Source: RefSeq, a predicted model, not a curated record